UUCGAAUAAUGAUCAUUCCCGUUGAAAUUGACGGAUCCAUUCGCAGUCCUUGUUGACCAUUUGACGCCAUCUGCUACCUACUACCAAGGUGAGGUUUUGAACUUUUGAUCCAAAGGUCAGUCUCAGUGCUGCUCUGUCAACUUGGUGGGAUCGAGGGAUUCCCACAAGGCCUGGCUAUCAGCUUAUAUGUCUUGUUAACAGAUUAAUUAGUCAUCCUUUUGUAACACCACUGGAGAUCUAGAAUCUGGGGGAAUGGAUUCUGAGACGGUAGUGCAUAAUGGUGGGUGCCACUGCAGGAAUGUAAGAUGGCGAGUCCGAGCUCCUACCAGCAUUGUAGCUUGGGAUUGCAACUGUUCUGACUGCUUCAUGAGGAAGAACACUCACUUCAUCGUCCCUGCUGAAAGGUUUGAGCUUCUGGGAGAUUCCAGACAGUUUCUUACUACCUACACCUUUGGUUCUCAUACAGCAAAGCACACAUUUUGUAAAGUUUGUGGCAUAACUUCAUUUUACAUUCCACGUUCAAACCCAGAUGGAGUUGCAGUUACAUUUAGGUGUGUCGAUCCUGGAACACUAACCCAUGUUGAGAUUAAGUAUUUUGAUGGGAGAAAUUGGGACAGCUCAUACGAUCAGACGGGCAUAGCUUCACUCUCGAAGGUGCAAAAUCCGCCAGCUGAAGGGUCAAAGUGAUCUCCACCUAUAUGUCCUGAAAUAAGUUUAAUUCGAACACAAGAUGCUAAUGGAAACAAUUAGUUAUUUUGGAGGUUGAUACCGUCUGGAAUCUACUUCAUGAUAUGUAUUAACGGCAAUGGAAAUUUGUAAACCAUCAAUCAUAUGUGUUUGGUUAGAAAUGCAAGAACUCAGUGGAAAAAUCGGAAAUGAAGAAGAAUCUUUCCAGCUAUCA
This is a messenger RNA of Juglans regia (Persian walnut), 901 nucleotides long. Its product is annotated as centromere protein V. Lineage: Eukaryota; Viridiplantae; Streptophyta; Magnoliopsida; Fagales; Juglandaceae. The record is from RefSeq and is a predicted model, not a curated record. Gene Ontology annotation, molecular function: carbon-sulfur lyase activity. The transcript has 2 exons. Bases 253 to 687 code for a protein of 144 amino acids.